AUGCUCUUCGACAAAGCUUCGGCUCUCCUGCUGGCCAACACAAAUCUGUUGCAACCAUCCAGAUAUGUGACUAGCAACUUCCAGAUUUCAAUUGAUCAUAUUUCACGCUUUGAUUGGGAAAAAACAACCGCAACCGAAUCUCUGGUUUACCACGACUGCUAUGCUGGCUUUCAAUGCGCCAGACUACAGGUUCCUCUCGACUGGACCGCAGAAGAGGGAGCGGACAACCGAACUGUCCAGAUAGCUUUGAUCAAAUUUCCUGCACCUGUCCCAGUGACUGAUAGCAGAUACGGUGGUGCUGUGGUCCUCAAUCCUGGCGGCCCAGGUGGCUCAGGUGUCGGCUUGGGCACGCACACCCAGACAAUUAUUAGCGCAGGACCAGACACGGACGACAAAACAGAAAAGUACUUUGAUGUCAUCAGCUUCGACCCUCGUGGUGUCAACAACACCACGCCCAAUUUCCGUUGCUUUCCUGAUGCCCUCGAGCGCAUGGCCUUUGAGAAGGAACAUGCGUCCUACGGUCUGCCUGGUAGCAGCGAUACAGCAUUCAUAAAUCUCUGGACCAGUCAACGCACCCUAGCAGACUUAUGUUCGAAGAGAGCCAUCAAGGCAGGCAUUGGAGAACACAUGUCGACGACGAGUGUAGCAAGAGAUAUCGUGGAGAUCUUCGAGAGACACGGCGAAUGGAGAGAGCAAGAGGCCCGCAGACUUCUGACGUCUUCUGGAAACUCAGAAAGCGACCUGCCCGAUCAUCUCAAGUAUCAACCUGGCAAAGAAAUGGUCCAGUACUGGGGCUUCAGUUAUGGCACUGUCCUGGGAGCCACAUUGGCCGACAUGUACCCCGACCGAGUGAAGCGGGCAAUUCUGGAUGGUGUCGUUGAUUCGUUCGACUACUACAAAGGCACAUGGAUCAGUGUUGUGCAAGACACCGACAAGGAGAUCGCCAAAUUCGCAGAGUACUGUUCGAAGGGUGGACCCAAGAAUUGCGCUCUAUACCAUAAGGACGGACCCGCCUCCAUCGCUCAGCGGUUCUCAGCCAUCACCGAAAAUCUUCUGCAUAACCCCAUCGGUGUGCCAGGAACCAACGCCUACUCUCCUGACCUGGCAACUUACAGCGAUCUCAAGAGACUCUUCGCCGGCGUCGCUUACGGUCCUCUUCGCAGAUUCCACGGUCUCGCACAGAUCAUGGCAGAACUCGAGAAUGGUAAUGGUACUGCCUUGGUACAAGGAAGACGCGCGUGGACCACAGAAUUUGUGGAGAUCUCCUCCAAUAAGGAUCUCCGCGAAAGAUGUCAAAGGACCGGACCUUACUCCAGAGCUUGCAAUCCUCUCGCUGGGCUUACAAUGGACCAGCAAAUGGUUCAAAUGGCAGUUGUGUGCAGCGAUUCCGAACCAAAGACCAACUGGCAUGCACGCCCUAAAUGGCCUUACACUGGUCACCUCAAUGCAACCACCGCUCAUCCAAUCCUUUUCAUCGGCAACACUGUCGACAACGUCACACCCAUUGGCAAUGCCUACAGGAUGUCCAAAGGUUUCUCGGGCUCCGUCGUCUUGCGCCAAGAUACGGAAGGACAUGCUUCUUCUUCUGGCGUCAGUCUUUGCACUGCCAGAGCUGUGAGAACCUAUUUCCAGACUGGCGAAUUGCCCGAGAUAGACACCACUUGUCUGCCAGACCGACUGCCACUUGAUGGGUACAGCGAGGAGAAAGAGCAUCCUUUGCCCAAGGGUGAGACCGAUGAGGCACUGUGGAAGGCUGUGGUCGGUGUGAACGACCCAUCGGCACGCAUGCGGAUGUUCUGGUAG
Messenger RNA from Aureobasidium vineae, 1803 nucleotides. The record is from the annotation of a GenBank genome assembly. Lineage: Eukaryota; Fungi; Ascomycota; Dothideomycetes; Dothideales; Saccotheciaceae.